UCUUUUUUUUUUAAUGUUCAGACCACUGUCAUUUUCUAUCUUCCCUGACAGCUGAUUAUUCAUAGCUAAUCUCUUUACUUAUUUUUGUAGCAACGCCAACAAGCUGUUUCUGUUUCUGUAUAUCUGAUCUUCAAUGGCGGCUUAUAGCAGCAGCAGUUCAAGAUCAGUGAGAUUUCACGAUGAUGUUGAUUUUUCCGAAUUCCCUAUGUCAAAUAAGGACAAUUCGAUCGAAAUAAUUAAGUACGAGGAAGACAACGACGGUGACGACCGGAAACAAGACAUCGACAAGUCAUUAAGAGCCAAAGUGUUGUCCCGAGUGUUCUCCGAGGAUUAUGAGCAAGUAAAGAAAAAGAUAUACGAUCCUCGAGGACCUAUCAUUCGGCGAUGGAAUAAGAUCUUUCUAGUAGCUUCUCUAGUAUCCCUAUUUGUUGACCCGUUGUUCUUCUUCUUACCUCUCGUGCAUAAUCGAAACCUAUGCAUCGAAAUAGGAUUCGAUCUUGAGGUUGUCCUGACCAUCAUAAGAUCGAUAGCUGAUGUCUUCUAUGUAACACAAAUUUACAUUCGGUUUCACACCGCCUACGUGGCUCCUUCUUCUCGAGUUUUCGGUAGAGGCGAGCUUGUCAUCGACGCUUCCAAAAUAGCGUCGAGGUACUUCCGUAACUACUUCUUCGUCGAUGCCAUUGCCGCGCUUCCUCUGCCUCAGGUGUUGAUUUGGGCCGUCAUCCCGACCCUACACGGCUCGACGAUGAUGAACACGAAAAAUGUCCUUCGGUUCAUCAUCAUCUUCCAAUACAUCCCUCGAUUUUUUCUUAUUUUCCCGCUUUCCUCACAAAUUGUUAAGGCGACCGGCGUUGUUACAGAGACGGCGUGGGCUGGAGCCGCGUAUAAUCUCAUGCUCUACAUGUUAGCGAGCCAUAUUCUCGGCGCUUGCUGGUAUCUCCUCUCGAUCGAGCGGCAAGAAGCUUGCUGGCGACACGGCUGCGAUCGCGAGAAUUUUCUGUGUCGGUACGAGUACUUCGACUGUCACAGAGUUCGCGACGUUAGCAGAAAUGCGUGGUUUGAGUCGAGCACGAUUUCCGAACAAUGCGAUCCCCGUCGAGGGUUAUAUCCGUUCGGCAUUUACGGCGAUGCCGUCACUUCAGACGCGACGUCGGCGGCGUUUUUCAACAAAUACUUCUACUGCCUGUGGUGGGGGUUGAAGAACCUCAGUUCCCUCGGACAAAAUCUCGCGGCGACUACUUAUGUCGGAGAAAUUAGUUUUGCUAUCGUUGUAGCGACGCUCGGCCUCGUUCUGUUCGCCCUUCUCAUCGGGAACAUGCAGACGUAUCUUCAAUCGACAACCGUUCGAUUAGAGGAGUGGCGAAUCCGGAGAAUGGACACCGAGCAAUGGAUGCACCACCGUCAGCUGCCGCAAGAGCUAAGGCAAUUGGUACGAAAAUAUGACCAAUACAAAUGGGUGGCGACACGAGGCGUCGAUGAGGAAGCUCUCCUCGAAGGACUUCCGUUGGACCUCCGUCGGGACAUCAAACGCCAUCUCUGCUACGAUCUCGUCCGACGGGUACCGUUGUUCGACCAAAUGGACGAAAGAAUGCUUGACGCCAUAUGCGAGAGGCUCAAACCCGCGCUAUGCACGCCGAAAACUUGCCUCGUCCGCGAGGGCGAUCCGGUCGAUGAAAUGCUGUUCGUAAUUCGCGGGAACCUCGAUUCUUACACGACAAACGGAGGGCGGACGGGGUUUUUUAACUCGUGCAGGAUAGGCUCCGGCGACUUCUGCGGGGAGGAGCUGCUGACGUGGGCCCUCGACCCUCGGCCGAGCGUCGUCCUGCCGUCGUCGACGCGGACAGUGCGCGCGAUUUCGGAAGUCGAAGCAUUCGCGCUGAGCGCGGAGGAUCUCAAGUUCGUUGCGGGGCAGUUCCGGCGGCUGCACAGCAAACGGCUGCGGCAAAAAUUCCGGUUCUACUCGCACCAUUGGCGAGCUUGGGCCGUGUGUUUUAUACAGGCGGCGUGGCGGCGGCGUAAGCGGCGGCGGAGCGCGGCGGAGCUCCGAGAAUCGGAGAGCGUCGCCGCGGAUUGGCUGGCCGACGGUAAGGAGCUUUUGCGGCCGGUUUCGGGUUCAGGUUCAGGCUCCGGAGUUAGGAAAGGGCGUGGCGGAGGGAGUAAUAAACAUAGGGAGCCGGCGAGGUCUCUGCCGAAGCCGGCUGAGCCGGAUUUUUUUUCAGUGGAUGAUUAGACUCUGAUAGUAUUGACUCUAUUUAUUAGUAAGAUUUUACGGAUUUUAUUAUUUCAAAUUAUUUUUUGUUUCAAAUCAAAUUAAACAUCUAAUUUUUAUUUAUUUUAUUACACUAAAAUACUCUUUACGU
This is a messenger RNA of Andrographis paniculata, 2360 nucleotides long. Its product is annotated as protein CNGC15b. The transcript has 7 exons. NCBI's taxonomy places the organism in Eukaryota, Viridiplantae, Streptophyta, Magnoliopsida, Lamiales, Acanthaceae. Gene Ontology annotation, molecular function: voltage-gated potassium channel activity. The coding region runs from base 134 to 2230 and encodes 698 amino acids. Gene Ontology annotation, cellular component: membrane. The record is from RefSeq and is a predicted model, not a curated record. Gene Ontology annotation, biological process: transmembrane transport; potassium ion transport.